Messenger RNA from Penicillium lagena, 747 nucleotides. Its product is annotated as LOG family protein. The transcript is spliced from 2 exons. Gene Ontology annotation, cellular component: cytosol. Gene Ontology annotation, molecular function: hydrolase activity, hydrolyzing N-glycosyl compounds. The record is from RefSeq and is a predicted model, not a curated record. NCBI's taxonomy places the organism in Eukaryota, Fungi, Ascomycota, Eurotiomycetes, Eurotiales, Aspergillaceae. Gene Ontology annotation, biological process: cytokinin biosynthetic process. Bases 1 to 747 code for a protein of 248 amino acids.
AUGCCUGCCCCCUCUUCUCAAGACAAGCCAGCCGUCGUCUGCGUAUUCUGCGGCUCGAGCCCCGGCAAUAGUCCCACACACAUGGCAGCCGCGCGCGCACUGGCCCAAGAGUUCCACAAGCACAACGUGCGACUAGUCUACGGCGGCGGAACGACCGGGCUGAUGGGCGAGGUAGCCCGGACGCUGGUCUCGCUCUCGGGCCCGAAAGCAGUGCACGGCGUGAUCCCGCGGGCGCUGGUGAAGGUAGCCAACAAGAAGAACGGGGCCAGGACCGGGGAUGUUCAUGGCCCCCCACAACCGGAGGCUUCGGGCGAGGGCAAAGCGGCUGAGCGCGUGGUGUCGGAUGACACGUUGGACAAUGGCAUUCCGGAGUCCGAGUACGGCGUGACCACCAUUGUGCCGGACAUGCACACGCGCAAGCGCACGAUGGCCACCAUGGUGCUGGAGGGCGGGCCCGGGUCUGGGUUUGUCUCGCUGGCGGGCGGGUUUGGGACCAUCGAGGAGGUGAUGGAGAUGACGACGUGGAACCAGCUGGGCAUCCAUAAGGUGGGCGUGGUGUUAUUGAAUAUCAACGGGUACUGGGAUGGCCUGCUAGCCUGGGUGCGCAAUGCCGUUGCGCAGGGGUUUAUCAGUGCGGACAAUGGCGAGAUCCUGGCUGAGGCGCGCUGUGCGGAGGAGGUGUGGCCGAAGCUGUUGGAGUAUCGGGUGAGUAGUGGGCGGAUGCAGCUGAACUGGGGGCAGGAGUAG